UGCUGAUUGAAAUGUUAAUGCUUUGGGAAGGGAUUCAGUUUCAUGAGUGGACCGUGAAGUCUUCCUCCUGCCUGCGGCUCCUCUGCUGGGGUGGAAUGUUGCCCCGACCUCUUCCUAUUGGCCCGGCGUGUUUGUCCAGGUGUCUGCCUCUUCCAUAAAAGACGGGGAUCGCUGGACCCAGCGCGUGUUUGGCAAGUGCUGCAGCAAAGAAAAAUGACACAACGUGUUUAUUUGGUGGUUUUACUUUUGUGUCUCGGAUUAAUGUGUCCUCUUGUAACUGGAAUUUUUAUGGACAAGCUUGCCAGCGAGAAGCUGUGUGCUGAUGACGACUGUGUCUAUACCAUUUCCCUUGCCAGAGCAGAAGAGGAUUAUAAUGCUCCAGACUGCAGAUUCAUUAAUAUUAAAAAAGGGCAGUUGAUUUAUGUUUACUCAAAACUAGUGAAAGAAAAAGACUCUGGAGAAUUCUGGGCCGGAAGUGUUUACGGAGAACAGUAUGAAGACCAUAUGGGGACAGUUGGUUAUUUCCCUAGCAGUUUAGUCUCAGAACAACAUGUCUAUCAAGAAGCAAAUAAGACUGUUCCUACAACGUGCUACUACUUCUGAACCAUGGAAUCACACUGAAUAAAACAAGACUCAACACAAUAGACUCUGUGUACUAUAAAGCGGUGUUGUAUUGCCUGCCUUCUCUUGAUCACUUAAAAUCGGCCAUUUGGUGGCCAAGAUGAGAGUACUUUCAUUACCAGUAAGCAUCUGCUGUGAAAUAGUUCCCUGUUUUCUGCUUCCAGUGGACAGCUAUAUGUGAUGCGCUGGUCUAACGUAAAUGUCAUACAGUUUGAGCACCACAGGGUGGUAAUUCCCUGCAGCAGAACCGAGAUCUACAUAAUGGUAUAAGAUAAUUGCAGGAAGUUAAAUGGAAGCAAUAUGCUGUGGAAGUCUAUCCCACACUGGAAGCUUUCAAGCAGAAUACUGGCAUUUAUUUUCUAGUCACAUUUUUCCAUAGCAAGCGUGUUGCGUAGCUUCAAUCUAAGGCAUCCUUUUCAUGUUUGAUUAGGAACUGUUUAAAGAUAAAGAGUUACAUAGGACUAAUAAAUCCAAGUAUGGAUGUGGGAAUAGAAAACAAAAAAGGGAGAUAAAGGAAUCAUUUGAAAUUAUGAGAGAAGGUAGUAUUGCCUAAUAAAAAAUUAAAAAAUUUAUGGCAGGAGCAUGUCAUCCCAGCUAUGCAAAAAAGAAUCAAAAGACAAAAGACCUUUUUCUUUUCCAGAAUGCUUUGAGUACAUUAUGGUGCACUUUGAGUACAUUUUAGUAUAUUCUGUAUUUGCAUCUAUUCAUGUAGCUUUGGGGGGUGAUAAAGGAACAUGAAUCCUUUAGUAAUCUCAAAACAUAUUUCCUUUU
This is a messenger RNA of Athene cunicularia (burrowing owl), 1392 nucleotides long. It is a transcript of the gene OTOR, whose product is annotated as otoraplin. Gene Ontology annotation, biological process: cartilage condensation. The coding region runs from base 214 to 603 and encodes 129 amino acids. NCBI's taxonomy places the organism in Eukaryota, Metazoa, Chordata, Aves, Strigiformes, Strigidae. Gene Ontology annotation, molecular function: protein binding. The record is from RefSeq and is a predicted model, not a curated record. The transcript is spliced from 4 exons.